UGCAGUAAAACACAAUAAUAAACACAACCCUGGACGUUGUUCAUACGCGCCUCUGUGACGCAACACGCCUUCAUCCGGGUUCUCUGUGACGUGCUCACUUUCCAACAUGGCGGCGUCAGCUAAGAAGACUAAGAAGAAGGGGAAGACUUUAACUCUAACGGACUUCCUGGCGGAGGACAGCAGCGGUUCAGCACCGCAGGCGUAUCCCGCUGUGAAGCCCACGAGCUGGGCGGACGAGACCGAAGACCUCGAUGGAGAAGUGUCCACUUCCUGGCACACCGCAGAAGAUUCGUAUCGUGCCCCGCCCAUCGAUCGUUCCAUCCUACCUACGGCUCCUCGUGCGGCCCGGGAGCCCAACGUGGACCGCUCCCGUCUGCCCCGCAGCCCACCUUACACCGCCUUCCUCGGAAAUCUGCCCUACGAUGUCAGCGAAGAGUCCAUCAAACAGUUCUUCAGAGGACUUGCGAUCAGUGCUGUGAGGUUGCCACGUGAACCUAGUAACCCUGAGAGACUGAAGGGCUUUGGAUAUGCUGAGUUUGAUGAUGUGGAGUCACUGCUCAGUGCACUCACUCUCAAUGAGGAGAACCUGGGGAACAGAAGGAUUCGGGUCGAUAUUGCAGAUCAGUCUAAUGACAAAGAGCGAGACGGGGGAAUGAUGUCGGGCCGUGACCGAGACCGUGGGCGUGGCAUCGACAGCGGGCCUGAUAAGACGGAUUCUGAUUGGAGGGCUCGUCCCAGUGGAGACCAGGAUGAAGGAUUUGGAGAGAAGUCACGUGAUCGGUUCGAGUCACGGCGUGACGAUCGCUUUGGCGGCCGUGAUCGCUUUGACGACCGAGACCGCAGGGAUCGCUAUGACGAUCGGGAGCGCUAUGAUGACCGAGGAGGCCGGGACUAUGAACGUGGAGGGUAUGACUCCCGUAGUGGAGGAGGAGGACGGCGAGCGUUCGGCAGCGGCUACAGGCGCGAUUUUGAUGACCGACGAGAUGGAGAUCGAUACGGAGAGGACCGCUAUGAAAGACGGGAUGAAAGGCGGGAUGAAAGACGGGAGGAGAGAGCUCCUCUUCAGAGACCCAAACUGAACCUGAAACCCCGCAGCGUUCCGAAAGAGGAGGAGCCGAGUGGUGGUGGUUUGUCCCCUCAGACCAACCCGAGCCGCUCCGCCUCCAUAUUCGGUGCCGCCAAACCCGUGGAUACAGCGGCCAAGGAGAGGGAAGUGGAGGAGCGUCUGAAGAAAGAGCAGGACCGAAUGCAUAGACAGCUGGAUGAGGACAAAUCCAGACCUCCAGAGAGAAGACCUCGAGACCGGGACCCGAGCUGGCGCAGUGAGGCCACGCCCACCAACCAAGAACACACAACCAGUGAAUCCACAUACCAAGGAGGUUCCAAGUAUCCCGAAAGUGAGCAUUCAGAAAACGAAGUGGAUGAACCUACCUCUCCCAGGUCCCGCCAACCGACCUCCCCCAAUCAGGGAGCCCUGCCGCUGAAGGUGAUGCCGGCCCCGCCCCCAAAGGAGAACGCCUGGGCGAAAAGGAGUGGAGGGGGCGGAGCUAACCCCGCACCUUCAUCCACAACUGGCAGCACAGAUGGCAGCUCUGUAAAUUCAGAUGAGCACUUCUCUGGUAAAGAUGAGAAUCAGGUGGACGGUGUUGGACGGGAAAAGGGCGUGUCUCAGGGGGGAGGGGCACUGAGAGGAGGAGGAAGGGGUCGAGGAGGAGACUGUCCUAAAGACAGACAACAAGAAUCAAUAGAAAAGAAAGAAAGCAAGCGAGAUCGAGAACCCAAACCUGCACCUGAGCCAAAGAAGUACGAGGAACCUACAGCUCCGAAAUUCAGCUUGGCCAGUAAAUAUUCUGCUCUGCUGAUGGACGGUGAACAGCCUGAGGAUGAAGAAGCUGAAGAUUAAACAAGAAGGAGGAAAAGAAGAGUGUAUACAUACAUACAUACACACACACACACACACACACAAUAUUGAAUUGGAAACGAAACAACAUCAAAUACUUGCUGAGACUUUUGGUUCUGGUGUCUGCAGUGAAGGUGGUGAGGAGAACCAUCACGUGGCUUCUCACAGCUGUUCUUUAAUGUUUAUUGAAAUUUUCUAAAAAUAAUAAUAAUAAUCCACAAUCGGACUAGUUUUAAUUAGCAACAGUGAAGAACAGCUCGGAAACGUGUAGACGCUCAUACGUGUGUUUAGGAAUUUAAAAAUGAGAUUUGCAGGUUGUUAUAAAUAAAUUUGAAAAGUAUGUAAAGAAA
Messenger RNA from Silurus meridionalis, 2250 nucleotides. RefSeq names its product eukaryotic translation initiation factor 4Bb (gene eif4bb). Gene Ontology annotation, molecular function: RNA binding. The record is from RefSeq and is a predicted model, not a curated record. Lineage: Eukaryota; Metazoa; Chordata; Actinopteri; Siluriformes; Siluridae. The coding region runs from base 107 to 1903 and encodes 598 amino acids. The transcript is spliced from 15 exons.